AUGGAUCCUUUCGCAAAAUUGCCAACCGAAAUCAUUUGGCAAAUUCUUGAAUCUUGCUGCGACUUCACCAGCUUGGACGGUCUUCAACAAAUAUCUCCCCGAGCGAAGGAAGUUUACAACAGCUCGUUCAAAAGGAUCACCGAACACGUCCUGAGAAACUGCUCCCUCACCUCGCACGGGCUUCACUACUAUUUCACACGCCUCGCCUCCAUUUUAUCGACUUCAUUCACUCCACAAGCCCUGCUAGAAGAGCUCGCUGGCUCACCAGGGGAUGUUAUGCGACCUAUUCCCCUUUCCACCACCCACUCACUAGCGGCGGUGCAUCAGACUGUAAACGCAGCAGCGAAAAUACAUCUCACUGCCUGUGCUUGUCUUCAGCGUUUCAUUAAUCGUCUUGAGUCCGCAGAGCCCCGCCGUCCCAUGGCUCCCGUUACUACUGUAGUGGAUUGGAUGCAUGGAAGAAUUCCACCACCCAAAGGUGGCGAGCUCAUCCAAUUCGAUGUUGAUCCACCAACAUGGAUCGAGGUUUAUCGGACGCAUCGAGGCCUCUGGAAACUUGAGCUCUUCCACCAGAUCCACAAUGCUGCAACAAACUACUGGCUAUGGUCUACGCAUGAUCUGGACUACUUCGUUGAACAAUAUCUGGAAUGGUGUCAGUAUCCGGGGGGAACAGAAGAGCUCCAGACGAUAUCGGAUUUCCAUUCCGUCACCAACCGAUUUGACGGUACAGACAAGCUGGCCUCUGCCAAAUAUUCAAGAUACACAAGUGGAUUCGACAUGGGGUCGGAGUCCGAGAUUUACGAUGGGCAGAAACCGCGUGCUUGGUUCUUUCAAUGCCCUUCGUGGCAGUGA
Messenger RNA from Penicillium longicatenatum, 852 nucleotides. RefSeq lists its product as uncharacterized. Bases 1 to 852 code for a protein of 283 amino acids. The transcript has 2 exons. NCBI's taxonomy places the organism in Eukaryota, Fungi, Ascomycota, Eurotiomycetes, Eurotiales, Aspergillaceae. The record is from RefSeq and is a predicted model, not a curated record.